CAGUGGUUACAGGCCGACAUGUUGGAGAUGUUUCAGUGAUCGGUGAGCGCGGUGAGUCUGACGCGUGAUUAUUCAUGCGUUUUUGACGCGUGUUCACUAGAGAAAAAGUGUAUCGAAAUCGCGACGCUACAUGUGAAGUGUCGAGUGUGACAAGGCUGCUGCUCGUGCCUGGUUUACCCGGCCCAGCGAACAUGAGUUGGGGUACAGAGCUCUGGGACCAGUUCGAGAAUCUAUCCCUGCACACGCAAAAAGGGAUAGAGUUCCUCGAAAGGUAUGGCCAUUUUAUUCGCGAUCGGUGCGCCAUCGAAGUGGAGUACGCCUCGAAGCUCAGACGUCUCGUGAAGAGCUAUCAGCCGAAGAAGAAAGAGGAGGAGGAUUAUCAGUUCAGCCCCUGUCGGGCGUUCAAGAUGGAGCUGAACGAGGUGAACGAUCAGGCGGGUCAACGCGAGGUGAUCGCGGAGAACCUCCAGGCAAACGUGCUCAGGGAAUUGAACAUACUGGUGAAAGACUUCAAGGAGGAUCGUAAGAAGCACCUGCAGGAGGGCGCCCGAUUAAUGGCGACCCUGACCGGGCAGAUCGGGAAUCUGGAACGGGCGAGGAAGGCGUACGAGAAGGCCUUCCGCGAGGCGGAGAGAUCGGUCGAGAAUUAUCAGAGGGCGGACGCUGAUCUACACCUUUCGAGGGCGGAGGUCGAGAAGCAGAGAAUGAACAUGACGUUGAAGACACAGCAGAGCGAGGAGGCGAAAACGGAGUACGCGAAUCAGUUGCAGAAGACAAACGAAAUGCAGACGUUGCACUAUCACACGGCCAUGCCAGAGGUGUUUCAGCACCUUCAGGAGCUGGACGAGAAGCGAAUAAAGAACAUGCGGAAUUACAUGCUGAAGUCCGUGGAGAUCGAGAGAGCGGUGGCGCCGAUAAUCUCACAGUGUUUGGACGGUGUCGAGAAGGCGGCGAACGAGAUUAACGAGAAAGAGGACACGAUGCUGGUGAUCGAACGUUACAAGAGCGGGUUUCUGCCGCCCGGCGAUUUCCCGUUCGAGGAUUUGUCCGUGGCGAAGACCUACGACAGCAAUAGUCAGUUGUCGCAGCCGGUGAUGCAACCGAUACACAAUCAUUUGACGGCGAAGGGUACCGUUUCCGGCGGCAAAAUCAAGAAGAGGGUCGGCCUCUUCGGGAUAUUCAGUAGCAACAAGAACAACGUGCCUGGAUAUGGGGACGGGGCGAAGGAGGACUGCAGCGAUCUGCCGCCGAAUCAGCGCAAGAAGAGACUGCAACAGAGGCUCGACGAGAUCCAGGCGAAGAUCCAGCAAGAGACAGCGGCGAGGGACGGAUUGAUGAAGAUGAAGGGUGUCUACGAACAGAAUCCAGCGCUAGGCGAUCCGAUGAGCAUAGAAGGACAACUGAAUCAAUCGAGCAACAAGCUGGAUAAACUUGGCGCGGAGCUGGCAAAGUUCCAAGGUUAUCUCGAGGAAGCGAUGCGCGCUGGCGUCAGUCUGUCCAGUCCCAGCCAAGCGCCACGGAAACCGACCAGCAACGGCUCCGCAACCAGGCCAUUAAGUUCAAGAAGAUCGAGCCAUUCGGGAGGCGAGGAGAGCCUUUCAAGAUCAGCCUCGGAUUCCAGUGUGAGCAACGCGAACGCCAACCAACCGAUACACAAGAAAAGUGCACCGGGCACGCCGCAGCCCACGCACGGUUCCACGAAUAGCCCGGAAUCUGGUCUCGGUGAAUCGAGGACGUCUCUUCCUGGUAGCGGCGGCGAGGAGUAUUAUGUCGAUGAAAUUGACGCUCAACCACCGCUGGGGACCUGUCGAGCUCUUUAUCCUUUCGACGCUACCAGCGAAGGGUCCAUACCUAUGUACGAUGGGGAAGAGUUGUACAUGAUCGAGUUGGACCAAGGGGACGGCUGGACCCGAGUGCGACGCAUUUCACAGCCGAUCGAGGGCUUUGUACCUACAUCUUACAUAGAGUGCCACCUCUAUAACACUUAGCCACUACUCUUAGGACGUUAAACAAUUACGAAGUGCGGAGAGUCUGAGAGAAGAUACGGAAAAAAGGUCCUUUGUAUGCUGUUCUUGUUCAAUACGGUACAUUGAACGACCGAAGAAUAGCAGCUACCUUAUGAGAUUUCGCAGUGGAGGGUCAUGUGUUUGGCUGAUUGGCGCGCAGGAUUUUCAGGACGCUCCGUUGUCGAAUAAUCGUGGGCCUAAACGUGUUACCGAACUGUUUCCGUACGAACGUGAAUUUAUAAUUAUGUGCCAACGGGUGGUCCCGACUUGUUUGGUGAUGAUCGCGCCGCGAAACGGUAUUUAGUCAAUUACG
Messenger RNA from Dufourea novaeangliae, 2319 nucleotides. It is a transcript of the gene Cip4, whose product is annotated as formin-binding protein 1-like. Lineage: Eukaryota; Metazoa; Arthropoda; Insecta; Hymenoptera; Halictidae. Gene Ontology annotation, molecular function: protein binding. The transcript has 10 exons. Gene Ontology annotation, biological process: signal transduction. The record is from RefSeq and is a predicted model, not a curated record. Bases 192 to 1988 code for a protein of 598 amino acids.